AUGAAAGACAGCAUCUCAUUCAAGAAGUUCCUACAGUCAUAUCAGAAUGAAAGUGGGCAAGACGAACAAUCUCUGACUGUAGCAUUAGCUGAUUUUUCGGCUGUCAAGUGCGUAGUAUACGAUGAUGCCAAGUUUCCCAGAUUUGCUGUUGGGCAAACAGUAUCCCCCAGGAACGUUAUCAUCAGGGAUAAUACAGUAAUUGUUACCAAAACAUCGAAAGUAUUCCUGGUACCAGGAAUGGACGUCCAAGAGAGGGAGCGUGAGGGCGAUUAUUUGAUGCAUCCUCCUCCAGCGACGGAAUUGCCAUUGGAGCAGGCACUAGGGUCACCGGAGGACAGCGUCAGGGAAAUCACAGUCAGCAACUCGCCGGUGAAGUUAAAGGACCUCUUCCUAAAGGAUUUAACGAGGGAGAAAGUGAAGGUCACUUUGUGGAGACCUGCCCCCACUGAAGCCUAG
Mya arenaria is the source of this 456-nucleotide messenger RNA. RefSeq lists its product as uncharacterized. The transcript is spliced from 3 exons. The record is from RefSeq and is a predicted model, not a curated record. Bases 1 to 456 code for a protein of 151 amino acids. Lineage: Eukaryota; Metazoa; Mollusca; Bivalvia; Myida; Myidae.